Messenger RNA from Vigna umbellata (rice bean), 1521 nucleotides. It is a transcript of the gene BETA-UP, whose product is annotated as beta-ureidopropionase. Gene Ontology annotation, molecular function: beta-ureidopropionase activity. The record is from RefSeq and is a predicted model, not a curated record. NCBI's taxonomy places the organism in Eukaryota, Viridiplantae, Streptophyta, Magnoliopsida, Fabales, Fabaceae.
UAAAAUAGCACGCAACGAAACAAAAGAACAAAACAAGACCACAUGAAUCCGAUUGGUUCAUCACACAUCAAAAUAUUGUCCUUAUUGUCAUUUCAUACUAUCUUAGCAUUGCAAUUCUGAACUGACGGUAAAAGUGGGAGAUGGAGAACCGCCAGAACGGAGAAGCGAAGAAGGAAGAAGAACCAAAGGACUCUAUUUGUGGAUACGAUUCUCUUCACCUUCUUCUCAAGGAUAAUCUUAAUCCUCAUCACUUUCAGGAAGUUAGCCGUUUGCUUACUGGGCUUAAUUGUGGAAAAGCAAUUGAAACAAUUGCUCUCCCUGAAUCUGCAACUGCCCUCUCUGUGGAGCAUGGUUUUGAUCUCCAGGCCUUUUCCUUUUCUGCUGACAAAGAACAGCUAAGGGAACCUAGAGUAGUAAGGGUUGGUUUGAUUCAGAACUCCAUUGCCCUUCCAACCACUGCUCACUUUGCAGACCAGAAGAAGGCUAUCUUUGAGAAACUAAAGCCAAUAAUUGAAGCUUCCGGUUCUUCUGGAGUGAACAUAUUAUGCUUACAAGAAGCGUGGAUGAUGCCAUUUGCCUUCUGCACUCGAGAGAAAAGAUGGUGUGAAUUUGCAGAACCUGUUGAUGGAGAAUCAACAAAAUUUUUACAAAGCUUUGCACUGAAAUAUAACAUGGUCAUCAUAAGUUCAAUUCUUGAGAGGGAUAUUAACCAUGGAGAGGUUAUAUGGAACACUUCCGUUGUAAUUGGAAAUCACGGCAAUAUAAUUGGGAAACACAGGAAGAACCAUAUACCCAGAGUUGGGGACUUCAACGAGAGUACAUAUUAUAUGGAAGGAAAUACUGGCCACCCUGUAUUCGAAACAGUAUAUGGAAAGAUUGCCAUUAAUAUAUGUUAUGGUAGACACCAUCCUUUGAAUUGGUUAGCCUUUGGAUUGAAUGGUGCGGAGAUUGUUUUCAACCCUUCUGCUACUGUUGGUGAACUCAGCGAGCCAAUGUGGCCUAUAGAGGCACGUAAUGCUGCAAUAGCUAAUAGUUACUUUGUUGCUUCAAUCAAUCGCGUUGGGACUGAGACAUUCCCCAAUGCAUUUACUUCUGGUGAUGGAAAGCCAGCACACGCAGAUUUUGGGCACUUUUAUGGGUCCAGUUAUGUUUCAGCACCUGAUGCAUCAUGCACGCCAUCUCUAUCUCGUUACAGGGAUGGCCUUUUAAUAACAGACAUGGACCUUAACUUGUGUAGACAGUUUAAGGACAAGUGGGGUUUCAGAAUGACUUCAAGGUACGAGUUGUAUGCAGACACACUCGGCCGCUAUGUGAAACCAGAGUUUGAGCCACAAGUCAUCAUUGACCCCUUAUUGCAUAGAAAGGCCUCCUAAACUGUGUUGUAAUAAUCCGUUAACUUGGGUUCACUGCUUAUGGUUCGGGCCCUGUAGUAUAACCAAUGCGGUCAACCGCAAAUUCUGUUGUAUUAGAUUCUGCUCUCAAUGUUUCAACAUGCAUUGGUGUUUGAUUUGUUGCACUUUA